AUGUCAAGACUUAGAGGCGCCGGGAAGUGGGUGUUGGCCGCCGGUUGGCUCACCGGUUGCACCCAUUGGUCAGCCCGCAGUGACUCCUACUUGAGACCACGUGCGGCCCAUUUGAUUGACAAUCACCGGCACAACAACAGCAACAGGGGAUCAGUUUCGGUGCCCACCGGUGGCCACAAAUGGGUCGACAAUUGGGACAAAAGGGAACCGUUUACCGACAACGACAACGACGACAGGGCUCGACCGGUGGCCACGCGACACAUCAUACUCGUCCGUCACGGCCAGUACCACGAGUCGGGCCCGGAGUAUACGCUGACAGCGUUGGGCCGAUCGCAGGCUCAGGCGGUCGGCGCGCGGCUCAAGAAUCUGGACCUUCCCUACAAGAGUAUCGUUCACUCAACGAUGACCAGAGCCGUGGAGACCGCCGCCACCAUUAGCCAACACUUGCCAACGGUUCCCAUCGAGAGCUGUGCGGACAUUGAAGAGGGGGCGCCGAUACCACCGGAGCCCCCGUUCCCCGACUGGCAGCCAUCGGACCGGGAGUUUGCCGAAGACGGCCCCCGAAUUGAGGCCGCCUUCCAGAAGCACAUCCAUAGAGCUGAUCCGACGCAAACGGUGGACAGCUAUGAGAUAAUGGUCUGUCACGGGAAUGUGAUCCGGUAUUUCCUGUGCCGCGCCUUACAGUUGCCGCCCGACGGCUAUUUGCGGUUUGAUGUGAGACAUUGCAGUGUGACGUGGCUGGCCGUACACCCCAACGGUCACGUGACCGCCUGUAUGGUCGGUGAUGUCGGCUUAGGACACAAACCCUAA
Messenger RNA from Medioppia subpectinata, 810 nucleotides. Lineage: Eukaryota; Metazoa; Arthropoda; Arachnida; Sarcoptiformes; Oppiidae. The record is from the annotation of a GenBank genome assembly.